Messenger RNA from Caenorhabditis angaria, 12247 nucleotides. Lineage: Eukaryota; Metazoa; Nematoda; Chromadorea; Rhabditida; Rhabditidae. The record is from the annotation of a GenBank genome assembly.
AUGAACUGGGUUUAUAAGAAGUUUUUCCAGCGAACAAUGUACUGAAACUUUCUAACACCUUUUUCCGACAUUUUAAAGUUGUUAUCAAUCAAAAGAAACAAUAAUCAAAGAUUAUUUUUGUUUCCAGACCAAAUGCUGGUGUCGAAAUGAGGAUUAUUGCAACGUGGAACUGGCAGAUCGUGUUGAUGAUGAUUCUCCGAUUUCCCGACAACAACAAUAUUUGCAAAAAACAUUUGCGGAUUCGGAUUCGGCUGAUGUUGAUCAAGCAAUUACUAUUGAUAAACAAUAUGAUGUGAAUGAUCAGAUUGAAGCGGGAGAUUUGAGUGAUGAGAAUUUGGAAAAGGAAGAAGAGAAGGUUCGAUCGAAUCGAAUUGAUGAACGCAAUGUUUUUGAUAUGAGACCGGCUCAAUUGCCAAAACCGGUUGUUGAUGAGUGAGUUUGGACGAUAUAUUGAAAUUUCAAUUUUUUUUAAAUUUUUUCACAAAAUUUCAAAUUCUUAGCCAAAUUUCCAGCCAUAAUUCAAAUUUUGCGGUGCAAAAUUCUUUAGAUCUUGUAGCUGUGACGUCACAAGUGGAUUUUCAUUGUGAAAUUUAGAUCUUUAAAAAAUUUCUUUAGAUUCUGGUCAAAAAAAAUCCGAAAAUCCCAAAGUCCAAUUAAUUUUUUUUAAAUUUUGUUCUAAAAAUUUUCAGAUAAUUCUGAAAAUCUUAAGAAUUCUUGAAUUUUUGAAUUUCUGCUCAAAAAUACACUGAAAACUUUGAAAAAUCGGGGAAUUCUGAUUUUUUUUGAAAAUUUAGAACUUUUUAAAAAAAUUUUCUUGAUCUCAAAAUUUUUAGUCAACAAUUUCCAGAUUUUUCAGAAUUAUCUGAAAUUUUUUGAAAUCCCAAAUUUCUGCUCAAAAUUACACUGAAAACUUUGAAAAAUCAGGGAAUUCUGAUUUUUUUUUGAAAAUUUAGAAAUUUUUAAAAAAUUUUUGAUCUCAAAAUUUUUUGUUAUCAACAAUUUCCAGAUUUUUCAGAAAAUUCUGAAAUUUUUGAAGCUCAAAAUUAUUUUUUGACAAUUUUUUUAAUUAAAAAAUUUUCGCUUCGAGAUAUUUUUGAUUUCAAAAUUGUUGGGCACCAAAAAAUCCACGUGGCAAAAUUUUCAAAACCCAAAUUUUUUUUUUUAAUUUUGAAAUUUCCCAGAAAUUCAGUUUUUGAAAAAAUUUAAAAAAAUUAAUUUAAGACGUGAAUUUUUAUGAAAUUCAUUUUCAGAAAAAUUAAAAUUCGAGAAUUUUUAAUCAAAUUUCAGAAGUGAACUUCUGAUUUUGUCUAAAAAUUUAAUGGGGUGAUUCAAAUCGAAAAAAAAUAAUUAAAAAAAAAGGAUUUUUCUUCCUAUUUUGAGCAGAAAUUCGGGAUUUCAAAAAAUUCCAGAAUUUUCUGAAAAAUCUGGAAAUUUUUGACUAAAAAUUUUGAAAAAAAUUCUAAAUUUUCAAAAAAAAAUCAGAAUUCCCUGAUUUUUUUAAAGUUUUCAGUGUAAUUUUGAGCAGAAAUUCGGGAUUUCAAAAAAUUCCAGAAUUUUCUGAAAAAUCUGGAAAUUUUAAGAACAAAAUUUAAAAAAUUAAUUUUUAUAAUUAAAAACAAAAAUUUUGUUCUAAAAUCCCCAUAAUUUCCCUAUUUUUUAACAUUUUUUUUUUCACACAAAAAUGAAAAAAAAAUAUAGUUAUUUGACAUUUUCUGAAUCGAAGAAAAAUUCUACAGAAAAAUCAUAACGGUGGUUUCAAAAGCCUGAAAAUCUAGAACCCAAAAAAAAAACUUUCAGAUCUAUUCCACCAUGGCGUCGUCGUGAUCCGAAUGCUCAUGAGAUUCUGACUCCACCGCCUCUCCCAGGCUCGGCUCCACGAGUUGUCCUAACUUCAUCCACCUCAACCUCUACCUCAACUUCAACAACCACCACAACUGCACCAAGAACACCAUCCCGUGAAGAGCAGCAAAGACAAUACGAUGAAGCGAUGCGCAGAUGGCAAGAGGAAUAUGAGAGACGCAGACAGCGAGAGCGAGAAGAGGCAGAGACGCAGAGGCGAAGACAAGAGAGAUUGCAGAUUGAGGCGACGAGACGAUUUGGGGCAGAGACGCAGAGAGAGAAUCAAUAUUGGCCGACGAGGAGUUCAGGCGAAGGUUCAGGAGAUUCCACGAGUUCAAACUACAACUACAAGAGUUCAAACUACAACUACACAAGUUCAAACUACAACUACAACUCGACCAUUGAUUAUAACUUAUAGUAAUUAUGAGCAAUUUGCGAGGAAGAAGGAGGAAAAGGUGAGGAUUUUGGGGGUUUCAGAAUUUUGAGCUGAAAUUUGGAAUUUCAAAAAAAAAAUUUUUUUUUUCAAAAAAAAUUUUCGAAAAAAAAAAUUUUUUUUUUCAAAAUUUCACUUUUGAGCAGAAAUUUUCGGGAUUUCAACAAAAAAUUCAAAGAAGCCUAGAAUUUUUAUAAAAAUCCUUUAAAAAAAUUUUUUUGGCCAAAAAUUUCCAAGAAAUUCUGUAUUUCUGCUCAGAAUUACACUGAAAACUUUAGAAAAAUCAGGGAAUUUUGAUUUUUUUUUGGAAAAUUUAGAAUUUUUUUUUAAUUUUUGAUCUCAAAAUUUUCAGUCAAAAAUUUCCAGAUUUUUCAGAAAAUUCUGAAAAUUUUUUGAAAUCCCGAAUUUCUUACACUGAAAACUCCGAAAAAUCAGGAAAUUCUGAUUUUUUUUUUGAAAAUUUAGAAUUUUUUCGAAAAUUUUUGAUCUCAAAAUUUCCAGAUUUUUCAGAAAAUUCUGAAAUUUUCAGAAAAAAAUCGGAAUUUCCUGAUUUCUCAAAGUUUUUAGGAUAAUUUUGAGCAGAAAUUACUAAUUUCAAAAGUUUCAAGAUUUUUCAGAAAAUUCUGGAAUUUUUUGAAAUCCCGAGUUUCUGCUCAAAAUUACACUGAAAAUUCUGAAAAAUCAGGGAAUUCUGAUUUUUUUUUUUGAAAAUUUAGAACAUUUUGAAAUAUUUUGGAUCUCAAAAUUUUCAGAUUUUUCAGAAAAUUCAGAAAUUUUUUGAAAUCCCAAAUUUCUGCUCAAAAUUACACUGAAAAUUCUGAAAAAUCAGGGAAUUCUGAUUUUUUUUUUUGAAAAUUUAGAACAUUUUGAAAUAUUUUGGAUCUCAAAAUUUUCAGAUUUUUCAGAAAAUUCUGGAAUUUUUUGAAAUCCCAAAUUUCUACUCAAAAUUACACUGAAAAUUCAGAAAAAUCAGAGAAUUUUGAUUUUUUUUUUGGAAAUUUAGAACUUUUUUCAAAAUUUUGUUCUAACAAUUUUCAGAUAAUUCUGAAAAUUCUGAAAUUUUUUGAAAUCCCAAAUUUCUGCUGAAAAAUAUUCUGGAAACUUUUCAGAAUUUUUAAGAAUUUCAGAAUUUUUGAUGAUUUUAGACUAAAAAUUUUGAAAAAGUUCUAAAUUUUCAGAAAAAAAAUCGGAAUUUCCUGAUUUUUCAAAGUUUUCAAGUUAUUUUUGAGCAGAUAUUCCUAAUUUUGAAAAAAUUCAGAAUUUUUGAGGUUUUUCUGAAACGCCGCUCGAAAAUAUUCUGGAAAUCUGGAAAUUGUUGACUACAAAUUUUGAGAUCAAAAAUUUUGAAAAUUAAGAACUUUUUUUAAAAAAAUUUGAUCUUAAAAUUUUUAGUCUAAAAUUUCCAGAUUUUUCAGAAAAUUCUGAAAUUUUUUGAAAUCCCAAAUUUCUGCUCAAAAUUACACUGAAAAUUCUGAAAAAUAAGAGAAUUCUGAUCUUCUGAAAAUUUUCAGAAUUUUCUGAAAAUUUUUUAAAUUUUUGAAAAUUUAGAAAUUUUCAAAAAAAAAUCAAUUUUCCCUGAUUUUUUAAAGUUUUCAGUGUAAUUUUUGAGCAGAAAUUCGGAAUUUCUUGAAAAUUUUUUAUAAAAAGCUCUAAAUUUUUUUAAAUUUCAGAAUUCCCAAGGGAAUUUCCGCCUAAAAAUUCCCAAAUUCUCAAAAAUUUCCAAUUUCCAGGAAAAAAUCGUCUACCCACCGCUGAACUUCCGAACUGCCACAAGACCUCCAACCACAACUACAGUACCAUCCACAACCACAACUACAGUACCAUCUACAGUACCAUCUACAGUACCAUCUACAACUACAGUACCAUCUACAACAUCUACAGUACCUCCAACAACUACAGUACCCCGUAGAAAAUCAAUAAUUGAGCCGGAAGAAGAUGAAGAUGAUGGCGAGCCGCUUUUUGUGAUUCGCAAAAAUCCAAAACCGAAUUUGAAAACUGAAAAACCGCCAGAGCUCAAAAUUUUAUUACCAAAAUCCUCCACCGUCGUCAAUUCUGCCACCCUGGUUACUGUAUUAUUGGUCCUGACGCGACAUUUUUUGGAUUUUUAAUUAAUUAAUUUUUUAGAAUACUGUAGUCUUUCUAAUUUUCUAGCUUUAUUUGAAUUUCAUUUUUUCCCGCCCAAAUUUUUUUCAAACAAAAAUUUAAAAAAUUUUUUCAAUUCCUUCCUGUUGUGUGCUCAUUUCCCCCGGGUUUUUUCAUUUUUCAUUUUCUGAUUUUCCAAAUUUUUUUUCGCAUUUUUUUAUUUUCCACCACAUUUUUUCUCCAUAAAUUUGUGCCCAAAAUCGAAUUAAUUGUGAAAAAAAGAAUACGGUAGAUUUGUCGCCCGUCGCAAAAUGUUCAAGUGUCUUCUUUUUUCUUUUUUUCCAGGCGAGGAACAAAGUGUGGGGCUAAUUGGAUUUUGGCGCCGCGCCAAAUUCAAUUUUGCACCAGGAGGGUUUUGGCGUCAAGUGGAAUAUGGUAGAUUUUUGAGGUGGGUUUUUGAUUUGGGCAGUUGGAAAAAUAAAGAAAAUUAAAAUUAAAACUGAAAAAAAAAAAAAAAAAAAUUUUUUUUUUUUUUUUUUUUUUUUUUUAGAUUUUCUAGAAUUUGCCACGUCAAACUUCUGAGAUUUCUAGAAUCCUUGGAUUUUCUGAAAAUUAGGGGAUUGCUCAUUUUAAGCAUUUUCAUCGUUUUCAGCGCGAAAUUUUGAUCUAGAAAAUUGUAAAUUUCAGGAUUUUGGGAUUCAGAAAAAUUCUAGAGCAAAAUUCUAGACGCUGAAAAUCAUGGGAUUGCUCAUUUUAAGCAUUUUCAUCGUUUUCAGCGCGAGAUUUUGAUUUAGAAAAAAUCUUCUAGAAAAUUAUGGAAUUUUUCGAACCAAAAUUUUAAUUUUGAUUUUUUUUUUGAGAAACUGAUAAUUGAGAUACAGUAACCCGAACUGCAAAAUAAAACCUCGGACUGCAAAAUUCCAGGCUACAAAAUUCCAGCCUACAAAAUUCUAAUCCAAACUGCAAAAUUCCAGCCUACAGUAUUCAGAACUGCAAAAUUCCAGCAUACAGUAUUCCAAACUGCAAAAUUCCAGCCUACAGUAAUCUGAACUGCAAAAUUCCAGCCUACAGUAUUCCGAACUACAAAAUCUGGAAAACACAGAUUUUUUUUUGAAAUAGAGCGGUUAACCUGAGCAAUGCAAUUUAAAAUAGAAAAAUAAUUUUCCAAAAAAAAACUAUAACCUGAGCAAUGAAAUGCCACGCACGUCAUAAUAUAGAUACCAAGAAUUCAAGAAAAAAAAACCUAUAACCUGAGCAAUUCUUCUCUAUAACCUGAGCAAUUCUUCUCUUCUAUAACCUGAGCAAUUCUGUUUUUUUCCGGCUCAAGAUGCUAAUCUCAAAAAAAAAAAACUCGUUACCCAACUUUUUUUUUUUUUUUUUUUUUUUUUUUUUUGGCUGCCUGCCUGCUCAAUUUCGUGUCGUUUAAACAAUAUGAUAAAUUGGCCUGGCGCCUUUCUUUUUUUUCUCACCCACUUUUUUUUAUCGUCGAGAGCAUCUGCUCUGCCGAGUUACCGUAUGUCGUGAAGUGAAGUGAAAUGCCAGCCGAUUGGUUGGAACCCGAAGCCACGCCCCCUUUUUUCUCCGGAAGAAGAAGCCGGAGAAAUUUUGUGCAUUUUCAUUUUUCACUCGGGAUUUUUGAGAAGAUGUUGCCGUGGAGUGCUCCGGCUUUGGCUGCUUGCUGGAGCCAGAUUUUUCAGAAUUCUGGUGGAUUCAUCAAUUUUUCGACGAAUUUUGAUUUGAGGAAAGAGGUGGGUUGAGUUAUGACGUGGCAAAACUGCAUUGCUCAGGUUAUGAGAAUUUUUUAAACUGCAUUGCUCAGGUUAACCUCCUUAUUCAUAUUUCAAAUUGCUCUAAUUCAAAAAAAAUCUGUGGUUUCCAUUUUGCAGUUUGGGUUACUGUAGGCUGGAAUUUUGUAGUUCGGAAUACUGUAGGCUGGAAUUUUGCAGUUUGGGUUACUGUAGGCUGGAAUUUUGCAGUUCGGAGGAAUACUGUAGGCUGGAAUUUUGUAGUUCGGAAUACUGUAGGCUGGAAUUUUGUAGUUCAGAUUACUGUAACUCAAUUAGCAGUUUCUGAAAUCAAAAUUUAAAUUUUAAAAAAAAAUCUAGGUCCGAAAAAUUCCAUAAUUUUCUAGAAGAUUUUUUUCUAGAUCAAAAUCUCGUGCUGAAAAUGACAGAAAUGCUUAAAAUGAGCAAUCCCAUGAUUUUCAGCGUGAAAUUUUGUUCUAGAAAUUUUCCGGAUCUUCAAAACCCCAAAAUUUUCAGGAUUUUUGCUCAAAAUCCUUGAAAAAUCCUUGAAAAAUUACGUUUCACCGCAACCCCGAAAUUAUUCUUUUUUUUUCUACAAAUUCCAAAUCCGUUCAUCAUUUUUUUUCCCUCCUGGCUACACAUACAUAUAAUUUUAAUUCGAUUUUCAUCGUUCCCCUCCCAUUUCACACAUGUUUUCUCUUCUCCAAAAAGCCAGAAGGUGACGCGAGGCGGACACAAAAAAAGAUGAAGACCCCCCGUCGUGAAAUUUACGAUCAUUAUCUCGCCUCAUCUUCAGGAGAUGAAAAUGAAAAUAAAAAUGCAAAAAAGUGGUUUUGAAAUUAUGAGUUAUGGGAAAAUUUGUGCCACAAUCAGCUCUAAAACUUUAAAAAAAAAAAAUUUUUUUUUCAAAAAAAAAAAUUAUAUACCGUAGUUCUUUCGUCGCGACGAGACCCUGUGUGUGUUUCAGCUAUUGCGCCUUUAAAAAACUACGGUAUUUUAUAAAAAUCCGGAAAAAAACAAAAAAAAAACAAAAAAUACCGUAGUUUUUUAAAGGCGCAACAGCUGAAACACACACAGGGUCCCGUCGCGAGGGGCAAAAAACUACGGUAUAUAAUUUUUUUUUAUUUUUCGCGUUUUUAUUUUCUUAACGUUCAUAACACUAAUCGAAGAAGUCGAGCGAAGCGAGUGUAGACCGCAAGCUUCCGCGUCAGCGGCACUAUCUUCCGCGCAGCGGCCAAGUUACCCUAACUUUCUAGAUUUUCUGUAGAAGUUAUGGUAACUUUGCCGCUGCGCGGGAGAUAGUGCCGCUAACGCGGAAGCUUGCGGUCUACACUCAAAAUAAUAUUUUGUUCGAGCGAAGCGAGUGUAGACCGCAAGCUUCCGCGUAAGCGGCACUGUCUUCCGCGAAGCGGCCAAGUUACCCUAACUUCUAGAAAGUUAGGGUAAACCGCAAGCUUCCGCGUAAGCGGCACUAUCUUCCGCGCAGCGGCUAAGUUACCCCAACUUUCUAGAUUUUCUGUAGAAGUUAUGGUAACUUUGCCGCUGCGCGGAAGAUAGUUUUAUUAAAAUUUUCCAGCUUCUCGCCCCAUCCACGUCAUCAAUCGAUACAACAGAUUGUGUAGUAUGCGGUGAUAAAUCGAGCGGCAAACACUACGGUCAAUUCAGUUGCGAGGGUUGUAAAAGUUUUUUCAAGCGAUCGAUUCGAAGGAGUUUGAGUUAUACUUGUCGAGCUGCCAAAAAUUGUACAAUUGAUGUUCAACAUCGAAAUCAAUGUCAAUAUUGUCGAUUGAAGAAAUGUAUAAGGAUGGGAAUGAGGAAGGAAGGUAGAUAUUUUGGAAAUCUUAAAAAAUUAAUUUUUUUUUGAAAAUUGCCACGUCAUAGUUCACGUUAAAUUUAAGACAAAAAAAUGUUUUUUAUUGUUGAAAACUGAAAUUUUCUCAUAAUCAAUCAGAAAAUAAUCAAAUCUCGAUGAAAUUUCGUCCAUAGACAGCUUUUAGGGUCAUAAGAACACCCUAAAAAUUUUACUUACCAAUUUAAAAUUUUUUUUUUUUUUUUUUUUUUUACUUUACCUGAUCCAAGUUCUGGGCUCUCAAAAGUUCAAAAAUUGCCAAAAUUGGCUCGUAAAACUUAUCAUAACUCAAUUUUCGAUGAUUUUUAUGAAAAGCGUGGUCGAUUUACCCAAAAAACCAUCAAUAAAGCAAAUUUUCAAAAAAAAAAAAUAAAAAAAAAUUUUCGAAAAAAUAUUUUUUAUUUAUGUAUUUUUGGUAAAUCGACUAUGCUGAUCAAUAUCUGAAACUUUAUUUUUUUCGAAAAUCAUUUUGAAAUCGCCAAUUUCAGCAAUUAUAUUAGAUAUUGAUCAGCAUUUACCAAAAGUACAUCAAUAAAGCAAAUUUUCAAAAAAAAAAAAAAAAAAAAAAAAUUUUUUUGAAAAAAUAUUUUUUAUUGAUGUACUUUUAGUAAAUCGACUAUGCUGAUCAUUAUCUGAAACUUUAUUUUUUACAAAAAUUAUUUUUGAACUUUUGAGAGCCCAGAACUUGGCUUAGAGUUCCUAAAAAUUUUAGGAUGUUCUUAUGAGCCUAAAAAUGUUCGAGCGGAGCGAGUGUAGACCGCAAGUUUCCGCGUCAGCGGCACUAUCUUCCGCGCAGCGGCCACGCGGAUUACUAUAACGUGUACUAUAACGUGUAGUAAUCCGCGUGGCCGCUGCGCGGUAGAUAGUGCCGCUUACGCGGAAGCUUGCGGUCUACACUCGCUCCGCUCGAACAAAAUAUUAUUUUUCGAGCGCAGCGAGUGUAGACCGCAAGCUUCCGCGUCAGCGGCACUAUCUACCGCUUCAGCGGCCACGCGGAUUACUAUGACGUGGCAAAAACUGAAAAAAACUGUAAACCAAGUUUUUGCCACGUCAUAGUUAUCCACGUGGCCGCUGAAGCGGUAGAUAGUGCCGCUGACGCGGAAGCUUGCGGUCUACGCUCGCUCCGCUCGAACAAAAUUUUCGAGCGAAGCGAGUGUAGACCGCAAGCUUCCGCGUAAACGGCACUAUCUUCCGCGCAGCGGCCACCCGGAUUACUACCUAGCGCCGAUCUCAGACUGAAUAUUUCCAGCAGUUCAACGUGGCCGUCUACCCAUCCCAAAUUACCACCAAAAUCCCUUUGCCCUCCGUCCCCCUGUACAAAUUCCUCCUCUACCACCCCCACUUCUCCACCCACCACCAAAACGCCUCGAUUCAAUUUUCGAAUUCGCCGCCCAAACCAUCUUCGCCACUGUGAACUGGGCACGUCACAGUAUGACGUCACUGACGCGCGCGGAUCAAGCCAGAUUAUUGCGAGCCGGAUGGGCUCCGAUUUUUUCUGUUCGCCCUGGCGCAUUCGAAUUUUGGAGCAGAGGGUUUUGAAGUUGAAGAUCUGGAUGAAGAAGUUGAAGAUCUACAGCGGAAGAUUCGAGAAAUUUUGGAGAUUUCACUGGAUGUUGUGGAGAUUUCAUCGUUGCGCGCGAUUUUGUUGUUUAGUUCGGGUAAGUCGGGAAAUUUUUGAAUUUUUCAGAAUUUUUUGAAUUUUUCAGAAUUUUUUUUUUCAGAAUUUUUUGAAAUUGGAUUUGGAAAAUUCAUCAAAUUGUUUUUUUUUUUGGAUAAAAUGAGCAAUGUUUUUUAGAAUUUUCAGAUUUUUGCCUGAAAUUUAGCAUUUUCAAAUUCGAAAUCUGAAAAAUUUCAACAAAAAAUCAUUGCUCAUAUUAUACUUUUGUGAUAAUUUUCUAGUUUUUUCGAAAAAAAUUUGAUCAGAAUUUAAAAUUUCAGAGUAAUAUGAGCAAUGGUUUUUUAAUGGAAUUUCAAAUUUUCAAAUUUUUCUGGAUUUUUUAAAAAUUUCUAGAAAAUUUUCAUUUUUUUCUGAAUUUUGGAGUUCUGAAUCUGAAAUUUAGCAUUUUUAAAUUUUUUUUUCAAAAAAAAAAUUGAAAAAUCCUAAAAUUGCAGCAUUUCAUGGAUUUUUCUCUAGAAAUCUUAAAUUUUCGAGUUUUUCAGAUCAAAUAUUUAUUUUCAGCGAUUUUGAGUAAUUAAAAUUCGAAUUUUUCAAAAACUAAAAAAAAUCCAAAUUUCAAGUUUACCAUGAGCAAUGCUCAAAAACUUCAAAAUUUCGUCUCAAAAAGCUCCAAAUUUCAAGUUUAACAUGAGCAAUGCUCAAAAACUUCAAAAUUGAGCUCAAAAAAAUCCAAAUUUCAAUUUUUAUUUCAAAAUUUUUCAAUAUUUUAUUGCUCAUGUUAAAAAAUUCCCAUUUCCUCCUCCUCGAGCCCCGAAAAAAAAUUCGUAAAAAUAAUCUGUGAACACAAUCUGCUCCUAUUCGGAAUGAAGAAGUAAUCCCUUGUGCCGCCGUGCGGCGCCUUAAAAAAAAAAAAAAAAAAGCCCGCCCCACCUCUCAUGACCCUUUGGCCUGCUCUCUAGGAGUACGGUAGGGGGAUUAAAGGGAGGCAGAGAAGAAUAAUGAUGGGUUACUGUAGGUGGGUCAAAUUUUUGGCCAAAAGCAAUUUUUUUGGGCUACUGUAGGUGUCAGUUUUUGGCCAAAAUAAAUUUUUUUUGACACCUACAGUAACCCAAAAAAAUUGGCCAAAAUCAAUAUUUUUUUCAGAAGACGCGGAAAUUGAGGAAAAAUCAAAAAUCGUGGAAAUUUCCCGAAAAUUGACGACCGCUCUCGAGGAGUACUGUAGAAUGAACAAUAAAGCGGAAAAGGUGGGUUUUUUGGGGGGGGGGAGUUAGCCUAACUCUGAGUUAUGACGUGGCAAAUAAGGUUUUGAGCUGGAAAUUUGAAUUUUCUAAGUUUUUUGACGCGCGAAAAUUGUGAAAUUCAAAAAUUUUUUCAAAAAAAAAUUUUUUUGGCUAAAAUUUUGCUCAAAAAAAUCAGAAAAUUUUGAUUUUUUUUUAAAUUUCAGAAAAUUUGGAAAUUUUUUGAAAUCCCGAAUUUCUGCUCAAAAUUAAACUGAAAAUUCUGAAAAAUCAGGAAAUUCUGAUUUUUUUUUUGAAAAUUUAGAAUUUUUCAAAAAUUUUCAGAUAAUUCUGAAAAUCGUAAGAAAUCUUGAAUUUUUGAAAUUCUUCUCAAAAAUAAAUUGGAAACUUUGAAAAAUCAGAAAAUUCUGAUUUUUUUUUGAAAAUUUAGAAUUUUUAAAAAAUUUUCAGAAAUUUCUGAAAAUCGUAAGAAAUCUUGAAUUUUUAAAAAAUCAGAAAAUUCUGACUUUUUUUUUUGAAAAUUUAGAAUUUUUUCAACAUUUUGUUUUGAAAUUUUCAGAAAAUUCUGAAAAUUCUGAUUUCAUAAAAAAAUCUAAUUUUUGAAUUUUGAGGGUUCGCGCCAAAACUCUUAUAUUCAAAUUUUCAAUUUUUCGCGCCAAAUAAAUCCACGUACAAAAAUUUUUGGGCCAAAAAUCUGAUUUUUUUAAAUUUUGAAAGUUUCGCGCUGAAAAAUUCGUAAUUUUACUUACGAUAAAUUCAAUUUUUGAAAAAACGCGAUUUUUUAUGAAAUUCAUUUUUCACAAAAAUUAAAAUUUGAGAAUUUUUAGAAUUAAAUUUCAGACGUGAACUUCUGAUUUUGUCUUAAAAAAAUUUCGAUUCAGAAAAUGUCAAAAACUAUAUUUUUUUCCUUUUUUUUGAUUUUCUAGAAAAUUUUGAUUUUUUUUCUGAAUUGUUCUGAAUCUGAAAUUGAGCAUUUUUAAAUUUAUGAAUUUUUGAGCCCAUAACUCGGCUCACAGGCCAAAUCAUACAAAAAACUGUGAAAAAUCCAAAAAUUGCAGUAUUUUUAUGGAUUUUUCCAUAGAAAUCCUCAAUUUUCGAGUUUUUCAGCGAUUUAGAGUCAAAUUUUCCAGUGAAAAGUGAAAAUUUGACUGAAAAUCGCUGAAAAACUCGAAAAUUUGUGGAAAAAAUGUCAAAAAUAGGAAAAAAUAUAGUUUUUUGACAAAAAAAAUAUUUUUCAAAAAAAAAUUUUCGAAAAUAUUCCGAUUCAUCUUCCAGCGCUUCGAUCGCCUUCUCGAAUGCCUCAAUCUUCUCCGAACCGCCAACUCCACCCAAAUCUCGCGAAUAUUUUUCGCCAAACUUGUUGGCGACGCCAAAAUCGAAUCGAUAAUCACCGAUUUGCUGAACAUCCCAACAUUCUUCCCCCCAACUCCUUCUAGUCUAUAG